This is a messenger RNA of Hypanus sabinus (Atlantic stingray), 3451 nucleotides long. It is a transcript of the gene agt, whose product is annotated as angiotensinogen. The record is from RefSeq and is a predicted model, not a curated record. Bases 84 to 1472 code for a protein of 462 amino acids. The transcript is spliced from 5 exons. Lineage: Eukaryota; Metazoa; Chordata; Chondrichthyes; Myliobatiformes; Dasyatidae. Gene Ontology annotation, molecular function: serine-type endopeptidase inhibitor activity. Gene Ontology annotation, biological process: regulation of systemic arterial blood pressure by renin-angiotensin.
GAAAGAUCACUUUAUAAGAGAUAUGCAUGGAAUAGCCAAAAUAAACAAGUUAAAAUCUCAGAAACGCGCUGGUGGAGAAGAAGAUGACUACAAAAUGGAUCCUCACCCUCCUCUGGAUCGGCACCCUCGUGGAAGUAGGGGCAGGAGACCGGCCCUACAUCCACCCAUUUUUUUUAAUUAUCUGCAAUCAAUCGGAGUCGUCAAUGCAGGUGGAUGGGGAGGAGGACUUCCUGCCCGAGUUGAUUGGAGAUAACGACAUCCUGGUGAAUGGCUCCUGGAGGAUGUGGUGGGAAGAGGAGGAGGAGGAACAGGUGAAGCCCAGCGUCCAGGCGCGGAACUAUUUGUACCAUCUCCAGGCCUCUCUAGGCCAUUCCUGGCUGUCCCACUGGACCUCGCAGGAAGGGUCAGGGGUGACGGUGCUAUCGCCCAUGUACCUCCAGGUAGUCCUGGCCGCACUGUCCCUGGGCGCAGACGGAUCAACCCUCGACAACCUUCAGAUGAUCUUGGGCCUCUCACACAGCGAGUGUGGAGGCAGCAGCAGUGGCGACCAGCACUCCCUGGGCAUGCGGCAGCAGCUCUGGCUGCUCCUCCGCAAUGUCCUCGCCCAGCACCACGGCUCGUUGUCCAUCGGCACCUGGAUGAUCUUCCAGGACAGAAUAUGGCUCCGGCGGACAUUCACCGAGCACCUCCGGCUCUUCCACCCUGAGGUAUGGCUGGGAGCCACCGACUUCAGCCAGCCCCCACUGGCAGAGGAGUCAAUCAACAACGUCAUCCGCCGAGCGACGGGUGGCCGGCUGAACAACCUGGUGACCGGCCUGAACCCCAGCACUAAACUGGUGGUAGCCAGUUUCAUCCAUUUUAAAGGAAAAUGGAAAACCAGAUCUCAAUGCCAUGGGACAGAACUUCACGAUUUCUUCAACGAUUCAGGAGACAAAGCCCAAGUUCCUAUGACAACUUGGUGUGGCUGGCUUCAGUACAAGACUACCCCUGAAUAUACACUCAUUAAACUCCCAUUGAGUGAGACAAUGUAUAUGAUACUAAUUCAAACAGUCCAACCGGCCACUGUGGAGAAAAUUGCACAAAUGCUGGCAGUCUACCAAACCUUGAAGCAUUUUCAGACUGGGUUUGUGAGACUCGUGAUGCCGCAGUUUGCGUGGAAAAGCACUUACGAUGUGAAGGAGCAGUUCAGCCAGACUCCAGAUACGCUGGGUGCUGAAGCCAAUUUUUCCAGGUUAAGCAGGGCCCAAAAUGUGGUUCCAGAACAGGUUUUGCAUAGCGUUAUUUUUGAAGUCACAGAAGAUGAGGAAGAGCAGAUCACUGCAGAAGAUCUUGAUGUUGGCAAUAUAACCACAAUAGAGAUUAGAUUUAACAAGCCAUUCUUUUUCCGAGUUUACGAUGGAGCGUCCAACGCUUUGCUGUUUCUUGGAAGAGUAAAGGAAUUUCCCUUAAAAUCUGAAUUAAAGAACUUUUAACACAUAAUGUAUUCCUGUUUAGUUGAUAAACUAAUCUAGGGAAAGAAGCAGGUAAACAUGAGGAAAUCUGCAGAUGCUGAAAAUUCAAAAUGCCGGUGGCAGCAUCUAUAGGAAGAAAUACAGUCGACGUUUCAGGCCGAGGCCCUACGUCAGGAAUAACUGAAAGAAGAGAUAGUAAGAGAUUUGAAAGUGGGGGGAGAGGGAGAUCUGAAAUGAUAGAAGAUAGGAGAGAGAGGGGUGAAGCUAAGAGCUGGAAAGUUGAUUGGCAAAAGUGAUACAGAGCUGGAGAAGGGAAAGGAUCACGGGAUGGGAGGCCAAAGGAGAAAGGGGGAGGGGAGCACCAGAGGGAGAUGGAGAGAAGGCAAGGAGUGAUUGUGAGAGGGACAGAGAGAGAAUUUUUUUUUUUAAAAAGGGGAAACAAACAAACAAACAAAUAAAUAAAUAAAUAGAUAGAUAGAUAGAUAGAUAGAUAGAUAAAUAAAUAAAUAAGGGGUGGGGUAAGAAGGGGAGGAGGGACAUUAACAGAAGUUAGAGAAAUCGAUGUUCAUGCCAUCAGAUUGGAGGCUACCCGGAUGGAAUAUAAGGUGUUGUUCCUCCAACUUGAGUGUGGCUUCAUCUUGACAGUAGAGGAGGCCAUGGAUUAAAUUACCUCGUCAAGAUCCAGAGUAACACACACAAAAUGCUGGAAGAACUCAGCAGGUCAGGCAGUAUCUAUGGGAAGGAAUAAAGUUGAUGCUUUGGGCUGAGACCCUUCAACAGCACUGGAAGCCAGGUGGGGGAGGGAGGAAAGGGAUACAAUCUGGCAGGAGACAGAUGAAGCAAGUGAGGGGGAAGGGAGGUGGAUGGGGGAGUGGGGAUGAAGUGAGAAGCUGAGAGGCAUUAGAUGGAAAAGGUAAAGGGCUAAGGAAGGAAUCUGAUAGGAGAGGAGAGUGGACCAGAAUUAGAAUCAGGUUUAUUAUCACCGGCAUGUGACAUGAAAUUUGUUAACUUAGACCAUGGGAGAGAUUAUUGUCAUAUACACAAGUUCAUUUGUGUAUGCACAGGUGCAAUGAAAAACCUAUUUGUAGAAAGUUGGAGAAUUCAAUAUGGAACCUGGAAUGCUGCAGUCGGCUGAGACGUAACAUAACAAGCUGUUCCUUAAGUCUCUGCUGGGUCUCAAUCAAAUAAGUGUAAGUCCAUUUUCAGCGGUUUUUCAGAAGCACCUUGCAAUAUGGAUGCAGGCCCUUCAGCCCAACUUGUAGAUGUUACCUCAAGGUGCCUACCUGAGCUAGUCCCAUUUUCUCAUCUUUGUCCCACAUCCCUCUAAACUUUUCCUAUCCAUGCACCUGUCCAAAUGUCUUUUAAAUGCUGUAGUUCCUGCCUACCCCACUUCUUCUGGUAGCUUGUUCCAAACAGCCACCACCUUGGUGUGGAAAAACUUGCCUCUCAGAUCACCGCUAAAUCUUUCCCCUCUCAUUUUAAACCUAUGCCCUUUAGUUUUAGACUCCAUUAACCUAGAACCAUCCACAAUGUGUAAGCCCUUCAUGAUUUAAAAAAUGUCUAUAAUGUCAAUCCUGAGCCUCCUCAGCCCUAGAGCAGAGUCCCAGCCUGCAACACAUAUCGCCCCAUCUAAUCUCUUAGCACUAUGGCAGUAAUAUACCGGCAUAGAUUAAGAAUUGGUUAAUGAAUAGAAGACAGAAGGUACCACGGUGUGGUAUGGGAACUGCACACUGUUGCAGACAGGAAGGCUCAGCAUGGGUAGUUAAAACUGCUCAAUGCAUUACUGGCAACAGUCUACCCACUGUCAAGGACAUAUAUAUAGAAAGCUGCCAGAAAAAGGCCAGCAAUAUUGUGGAGGAUCCCACUAACCCUGCUUAUGGACUGCUUGUCUCAGUCCCAUUAACCCAAAAACUUACAAACAGUUACUUCCCCCAAGCUGACAGGGUGAUCAACACUUACACCCAUUAACCCACCAUCACUACAUACACAUCACCUUGCAU